Molecule: messenger RNA, 534 nt
Organism: Didymodactylos carnosus
Lineage: Eukaryota; Metazoa; Rotifera; Eurotatoria; Philodinida; Philodinidae
Source: the annotation of a GenBank genome assembly
AUGUAUCGGGGCGCCCCUGCUGAUAUAGAGUGGCUUCAAUAUUCGACAAUAUUAGAUUCAGCAGUCUUAGACGAUGAUUUUGAAUUAUAUGGAUCCGCAUCAUCGUUCAAUGAUGCACUACAAGAACAACAAUCGCAAGAUCAAUUAGAAACAAGAGGCAUUUCAGAUCAUCCCAAGAUUGAUGGUAUGUAUUAUGCGCUGAAAAGUAUUGGUGUUCCCUACGUUCAACGAAUACGCAAUGGUCAAUGUCUCAUCGAUUACGAUGAUCGUCUAUUGUCUGAAGGCGAAAGUGUGCAAAUUAAAGGAAAAUUAUACAAAAAUGAAGAUUGUUUGUUAGAACGUGCAUAUCACGCCUGCGGUCCCAAUAUCUUACAAAUGGUAAAAAUUGUUUGUCGCAUUGUUGAUCAAUACUUGUCAAAAAUAACAAAGUCAAUCGUUACACGUCGUUCAGCCGCAUCACCAAAAAUAAUCUCAGAAUCUUGCUGCCGAAGUGUUUGUACAAUUUCGGAAUUAACACGCUACUGUCCACAAUAA